CUGGGUCAAGGGGGAUGUAUAGUUUUGCUAGUCGGAGCCCCUUGUUGAAGGUGAUCUUUGAGACCCCAGACUCAAAUAGAGACUGGAAGAGUCGUUACUUCUUCCUGGAGGGUAACAGAUGGAUGAACCAUCCAGGGGAGACGGAGUACCUGCCCGUUGACACAACCUGGGCAGUGAUAAAUCAAUUGCGUAUGCACCCGUCUUAGUUUUGUUCUGCUUUUCAUAUCCGUCCAUUUUUAUGUGUAUAUUCUGAUCGUCUUUCUCUGUAGGUAGACGGCGCCCGCAAGUUAGCCUUGAGGAAUUCAGUUUCCUUGAAGAGAUUUGCAGAAAAACUAAGCCGGAAGAAAGGACCUGGGCCAAGUUAGUGAACCCAAAAACAAUACACUGGUAUUGUGACGGUCCAGAACCUACUCGCGAGGCCAUUGCAUACGACGAAAGAAUACACAAACAAAUGGACGACGCAAAGAGAAGGGCGAUGAUAAAAUCACUAGCCGUCGAGCAAAAGAAGACGGGUGAAGUUGUGGUUCCUAAGAUGCCGGGGUCGUCGGCUAAGAGGAAGCAGCCGCCAAAGUCUGACCGUCCAUACAAGCAGCCGAAGGUUUCAUUGGAACCCGUUGUGGGCUUGAUGGCUGAGGGUGUUAAGACCGUCACCCAAGCCAAACAUGGAACCGGUAAGGGCUUAAUGCAUGCCCCACCCGUCAACGAGGAGAAGCCCCCUUCCCUUCUCCGUGACGACUCGAAGUAUGCCUUGGAGAAACUUUCGUCGAUAAUUUCCGCAGAGGAUUACGAGGAUCUGGGGAAUCAUUCGACGGAGGCAAUGGGGGAGACGGGUUUAUUCGCCGUUGGACAGUCCUUGGUUAUGAUGAAGGGCUUGAUGGAUCGCUGCCUCAACCGUGAAGCGGCUCUGGAGCGUGUACGGACAAAGGCUGGGCAGACGGAGGAGGAGCUUAGCCAACUGUAUAAGUGGAAGUCCACAAUGGAGCAGAAGUUUGAACUGUCUGAGAAGACCAGGAAAGAGUUCGAACAGAGGACGGAAGAAGCUGGGAAGGCCUUGAAGGGAAAGGAAGAUGAAGUAAAGGACUUGAAGAAGAAACUCCGUCAGGCCAAGGAUGAUGCCGUCAACGAGUAUCGCGACUCUGAGGCAUUGUUGAAGGAGCUGGGGGGAUCGUUCCUUCAAGGCUUCGACGAUGCACUCCGUCAGAUAAAAAAGGCCUACCCAGAUCUGGACGUGUCCAUGAUAUCCGUCAGUGAUCAAGAUCAGACAUCUGCUCUGCCCGUCGCCUCAGACAAUACGGAGGACCUUUUCGGAGACGAAACAGCUCAGGGUGACGGAGAGUCCGCUGUGCCGACUGAGGUUCCUGUUGCCGACCCCAAUAAAGCAGAUUAA
Messenger RNA from Quercus lobata, 1387 nucleotides. RefSeq lists its product as uncharacterized. The coding region runs from base 452 to 1387 and encodes 311 amino acids. The record is from RefSeq and is a predicted model, not a curated record. Lineage: Eukaryota; Viridiplantae; Streptophyta; Magnoliopsida; Fagales; Fagaceae. The transcript has 3 exons.